This is a messenger RNA of Orbicella faveolata, 2262 nucleotides long. RefSeq lists its product as uncharacterized. Lineage: Eukaryota; Metazoa; Cnidaria; Anthozoa; Scleractinia; Merulinidae. The record is from RefSeq and is a predicted model, not a curated record.
UCUAUUUUACUCCUAGUUUAGCAGAUGAAGAAAAUAGGGCUUCGAUUUUAUUUGUGUUUUACCUUUAUUUUAAACCUAUUUUUAAGCAAGAUAGAACAAAGUAAGGUAUUUUAUUUCUAUUUUCUCAUAACAUCCUGAAAAAUAGCCCGCAACUUAGGCUAUUUUAAUUCUAUGUUACAUUCUUAGAUCGGUAUUUCUCUAUAAAAUAAUGAUUUUUACCUAUAUUUUCCUUUUGGGUAGCAAACUUGAUGGCCUGCUCCUUUGCAAAAUAGACAUAAAAUAGGCUAUGAAAAUCCUAUUUUAUCUGAGUCAACUUUGACUAUAUGACAAAAUAGCUUUAGAAUACACUGUUUUAUUCCUGUUUGUGGACGUUGGUUUAACCACUGUCUCUUUCAUUGCCAAAAUAUGCAAAAAUUAGUCUAUUUUAAUCCUAUUUUAUUCCAGGCACCCAAACAGUAUUUUAGGAAUGGCUAAGUACAUGUAUAUUUGUGAUAAAAUAUUAUAUUUUAUUCUGUCUCAUACGUCAAUUCAAGAUUCGCUAAAUUGUUACAUUGUAAAUUGUGGUUUUCAGGCUUCAAAAACUUCAACAAUUAAUCUACAAAUUAUUCCAUCAGUUUAAAUGUUCAAACAACAGUAGAGGCUUAAUGAUGUAAGUUUGACUUAUGGAAAUCUGGCAUGUGAGAAGCUUGAAUCAACUGUUUAUGUUGACAUUCGGUAUUCCUUUAGAAACAUACAUUACAAAACGGUUAGUUUACUUUUAGGAAUACAGAAGGUUGAAAGAGAGAGAUGACAACCGCAUGCCACGUAAAGUAAGACUUCUUUUCACGAACAGUACCAUGCAUUUCAUGCUUCUCACAAGUAGAUAGUUUUAACUCUGUGAGAGUAAAAUUACUUGGGAUAAUUGUAAUCUUCUGCAAAUGAUGUCUGAACACUUUCCAGCCUGUAUCAGGCAUCUAAAUUCAGCAAAAAGCCGAGUUAAUUUCUUCUGUGGAAUGCAUGAGCCGCCAUCUUGGAUUUGAAUGUUGAUAAGACCCUGGGAACUAGUGCUAUAACCCAUGAUGCAAUGCUUUGAGAAAGACGCGCGUUUCAACAGUCAAAGAACGAUUGAAAGUUUGAAGAUGUUUGAAAGCCACAAAAUCUGGAUCUUUUGGCUCUACAAGAAAUUGUAAGUAUAAAGAAUCACAAGGCUUCUGGAUUAAGACUAAAGAUGGUGUUUUUGAUGUCAGUACUCCACUGAUAUUUAUCACUAAACUCGAUCUUGCAGGCCACAUGCUGCAGAGUUUUGGAUCUUUGCAUGAUCAUUGUCUCUCUUGGGUCUUUCUUCCUGUCCAUUUCAGCUUUCCUGUAUUACAGUCAUUACUUAAACCAAAAACAAUUUAAAACUUGUCAUAGAGGUUGAUCUAAAAUCGUGUUUCUGUUAUGAGCAGUUGCCUUCAGAGGUCAAACAGAACACCUUAUGAUCUGAUUUUAAUCACAUGUUGUGUGCUUCUGUUCUAGUUAUUGAAGCAGAAAAGCUUGAAGUAUAGAUUCGCCAACAGAACUACAUGGUUAAAAAGCUAAGUGAAAAAAAAUUCACAAACACGAGUGAUGACACCUUCAUUAUAUAUAUUUCCACCAUAAUCUGUUGGACCUCAUAGGAAAUGCACUGCAGUCUUGACGAAAUGGACCUUUUUAAUCUGCAGGAGACUAAGGAUGAAGCCACAUUUUGCUGCAAGACGAGCAGAUUUGUGGCUAAAGUUGUAAUUUCAAGUUUUGGUGAAAAGGUCUUUGAGACCGAGUUACCAAUCAAUGUCCAAAAAUGUUCUGCGAUGAUUGGUCCGCCUCCACAUCUACCUUUCACUCUUUCCGGGUGGGCGACAAAAAACACGAAAGCCUGUUUGAUGAUAAUUGACGAAAAUAAGAAGAUCAUUUUACAAUUACCGCUUCAUUCAAAGGAUUUUCUCUUGGAGUCUACGAAGCGUCCAGAAGAAAACGGGGAGAUGGAACAGGCAGAGCAUGCAUACACCAGCGGGGAACACGAAGCACCUCAGCAAACAGAGAAAAGCCAAAGAGUAUGAUGUUAUCCUUAAAAUGUAAAUAAUAAUGUAAUAAUGUCAAGUCUGACCGAAUUGGACUCCACUCAGUCCUAUUACCAUUGCGAAUGGUACUCCCUGAAUAGUACUCGAUAAAUAAUGAAAAUGAUUUAGAAACUGCUGUCAUAGCGAAAGCAAAAAAAAAUAAAGAAAGAAAGAAAGAAAGAAAGCAAAUAAAUAACACUUGAUU